Messenger RNA from Rhipicephalus microplus (southern cattle tick), 2504 nucleotides. RefSeq lists its product as uncharacterized. NCBI's taxonomy places the organism in Eukaryota, Metazoa, Arthropoda, Arachnida, Ixodida, Ixodidae. Gene Ontology annotation, molecular function: protein binding. The record is from RefSeq and is a predicted model, not a curated record.
CCAUAUCGGUCGCGCUCACGGUGGUCGCGCUCGAAUUGAACCACUGACUAAACAUUUGGCCAACUUAGCGUUCUUGGAGCUUAGACGCGAGGAAUAACGCGCUCAAGUUUCAAUUUUUGCUAGUAGACACCGCAUCUGUUCAUUGCUGCAACGUUCUUUCGCUCACGAGCAAGCGACCACGCCGAAGCGUGAGACCCAUUCCAAGCAACGAUGGACGUUCUGCCAAAUGAGGUUCUGCUGCCCAUCUUGGCAUUAGUGGAUGGCGCGAGCCUCGUAAGGUGCAAACGCGUGUGCAAGCGGUGGCUGGCACUGGUGGAGGCUAUACUGCAACACCGCCAUGUCAUUUGGAAGAUGAUAUGCCAGUCCGAAAUCGACCGUGACAUGCUGCUUGAACUGCUCGGCAAUUCAUAUCCAGAGGAUGAAUCUGGAGCUGUGGAAAUGGACUGGUUCAGCGUGUACAAGUGUUGGUACAGCACAAGGGUUGUUUCAGAGUUUCCGCAUCACAUUCGCAAGCUAAAAUCUUUCAAAGGGCUAGUGACGUGCCUCAAGACAUCAGGGGAAGUAAUUGUGACAGGCCACACGUCUGGAUGCAUAGUCAUUUGGAAUGCUCGGGAUGGCUGGCCAAUAAAUUUUAUUGAAACGCGUGCAAAUUCAAUCUGUGAUCUCGCCUUUUUCAAUCUUCGUGGCCCUGCUACACUGUCACCAGGGCAGUUCUGCUACAAGCGUGGUCACGUUAUUUGUGCAUCAAAUAACUCGCGCCUGGAUGCCUACAGCCUGGAAGAUACAAGCACCAGCUGUGCCAAUCUGUUUCAAACUUCUUACCCAGUUGUGUCCGUGAAGAUCUGCAAUGACCGGCUGGCCGCUCUGAGCUUGUAUAGGUGUGUUCUGUCUCUAAUGCGGCUGACAUUGACCGCAGGCGGGGUUGAGUUUCACCCCCUGCUGAGGGCCUUCUUGCAAGAGCGUUUCUGCUCAUGGAUAGGCCUAAAUGAGCACUGUGUUUUCCACGUGGGAUCAUAUUGGAAAGCAGGCAAGAUGUGCAUUACGAGCUGUGUUCGAGAAACGUGGAAGCUGGCACCAGUUGAUCGUGAAGAGCCACUUUACAUCACACUUGCCCUCGUCCAAAGGCAGGGGAUUUUAGUCAUUGCUACAGUUGACAUGGGGCUGUACAUAUCGGUGGAUGCCGGCCGUCACGUGAGUGAGAUCAAGGCUGCUCGGCAAUGGAACGGACGGGUGACGGCAUUGGCCUUGCGAGGCUCUCUGCUGGCCAUUGGCCUGUGCAGUGGCUGGCUGUGCGUGUACCGUGUGCGAGACUCUCUCGUCGACAUGGAGUACAGGCAGCCAGACUGGAGCCGACAGCUUUACGAAGACCCAGUCAUAGCUGUCGAUGUGACCAGCGAGCCAGACACGAAGCAGCCCACUGUUGUAGCGGCCACGCGCCAAGAAGUUCAUGUGGUAACUUGGCUUUUCGGCUCUGUGUAAAAAUGUCGGGCUCCACGUGACUCCUAUUUAUUUUAUUUAUUGUUUCCUGCAAGAAAGCUUGGACAGUUUUUCCAAGAUGUUUCUUUUUAACAUGGAAAUGUGCUGCUGUGGUACACAAUACUGUAGUUUAUUACACUCGGAACAAUUUUGGUGUAUAUAAUGGCAUAGUUCAGUCAUUGUUAGUGGAAGCAAUGCCUGUUGUUGAGAAACAUUACAUUCUUCUUUCAAAUACAAUGUGCAAUCCAAGAAGAUGUAGGUUUAGGUGAUGAGAUUAAACAGAAUGCACCUGAAUUUUACUGUGGUGAUGUGUAUUGUUUUCUUAAUAAUUACAAUACAAGUAGCCUUUAGAGGUGGUGUGUACAAUUGUAUUCGACUAUGAAGGCGUGUUAAGCUUUUCAAUGAAACGGGCAGUGUGAACAGGAACAAUCAUCGCGACGAACUGCAUGCGCUCGUUUCAUCCUCUUCGACUUCUUUUCCGCAAGACAUGGUGCCUAUUUUUUCAGUGUGGAAUGGGACUGCCACCUGCCUGGUUUUAUUUUGGCCUGGACGGUUUUCGUGACCAUUGUAUUGUGAUUAUUUACUUUUUUUAUUGCAUAUUAUAAGCAUAAUUUCUGCAACUGCGAAAAUACUACAUAUUUUACCUUGGUCAUCAACUCUCACGCAGUUUUCAACCAAUUUGUAUCUUGUUGGUAUAAAAGCACAAAGUAAUCGAUUCCUCCAAUAAUACCGAUUCCUUAACUAGAGUGAAAAAUGAACCUCAGUGGUUACAUGCCUUCAUGAUGACGGCAAAUUUUGUGCCUUUGAACUAGCAAAAAUUAAGUUAAUGUCUCUUGAGAAAGACUAAAGAUCUCAACCCGGCAACGAGAGCUGGCUCCUGGCUGUGAACAACAUGUUUUAAUAAUAAUUUCUAGGGACUUUAUGUCCCAUAAGAUGGCAUGUAUGUAGACUGUAUUGGCUCGUAUUUUUUCGCCAAUGCCUGUUCAGCUCCACGAAAAGGAGAAUAAACAACCACCAGUUUGUAGCAC